CAGUGCUUGUGGCGUCAGUGCGCCUGCUGUGUCCAUGGAGAGAGGCUGAGGGGUCUGAGGUCCGGCCCGAGGGACCCCGGCGCCGGGACGGCGAAGAUGUCGGCUUCCUUAGUCCGGGCCACCGUCCGGGCUGUGAGCAAGAGGAAACUGCAGCCCACCCGUGCCGCCCUCACGCUGACACCUUCUGCUGUAAACAAGAUAAAACAACUUCUUAAAGAUAAGCCUGAGCAUGUAGGUUUGAAAGUUGGGGUCCGAACCAGGGGCUGUAAUGGCCUUUCCUACACACUAGAAUACACAAAGACAAAAGGAGAUUCUGAUGAAGAAGUUGUUCAGGACGGAGUCAGAGUAUUCAUCGAAAAGAAAGCACAGCUGACACUUCUAGGAACAGAAAUGGACUAUGUUGAAGACAAAUUGUCCAGUGAGUUUGUCUUCAAUAACCCAAAUAUCAAAGGAACUUGUGGCUGUGGAGAAAGCUUUAAUAUUUGAAAUCUCAGGACUCUUCUGGCUGUGGAAUCCAGGGAAGCUUCCAGGAGCCUUGGAGCUUGCUGAAGAAAUCAUGUGACUGUCAGUGCUUAAGGCUUACAGUGUGUGGCCACCAGGUGGGGAAAUAAAGUGAUGCAUUUUGAAAAUGAAGCCAGUGUGUUAGAUUCCAGGAGAAAUGAUGCUUGUAUAUUCCAUGCGGGGGCAGAAAAUGAGAAGCCAUUAUCCUCUUUGGAUCCCUCACUAUUCUGUAAAGAAGACAAAGUCUGCCUUGCAAUUAACUCUUGCAUACUUGCUUAGAACGAGUUUCAUGAAAAUUGCCUUCCUGGGAGGAGUUGAAGUGGGUAAAUUGGUGUCUGCUGAUUAGCUCGCUGUUGGCUCGCCUGGCAUCUCCCUCAGCAUUUUCCAACCAGACUGAUGGCUUCUAAAAUUCGGAAGCUACAAGUCCUGCCUGCUGAUGGUAACUUGGUGGCAUGUUGUUUUUCUGCCCAAACUUGGCAUAGCCUCUUCCUCUUUCUUGAGAUAGGCUGGCCUUGCACUCCUGCCUCAGCCUCCUGCAUCACGGAUCAAUUACAGGUGUGCACCACUAUACCUGCUUUGCCAUGGGCUUUGUAUAUUUUUUUCAAAAUGUCAUUGUCAAAUGCCUCAUUUGCAUUCCUUUGCACUGAACUGCAGAGCAGUUCUGAGAGGUGGCAUCAAGAUGAGAAAGACUUCCUCGCUUUAUUUUUAACCUAUUUCUUUUGCUUCCUCAAAGAUAGAACCUCAGGCUGACUCAGAGACCUUCCUGUUAGCUGGAGGGUUUCUUAAAUCUGUGUAGCCCACCACCCACCUCAGCUCCAUGUGCAUAAGACACAACUCCAGGGAAACCUAAGGCUUGUGUCUACACCAUGCUCACCAGAGGAGAGUUGGCUCUGUGCCCAGGUCCCCCAUCCACACAGGCGACACCUAUGUCCAUCCAGCCAACAAAGCUAAAUGUGGUCUGGCUUCUUCACCUGGUCAGCAUUUGGAUAGUUUCUGUGUAAUUUAAUGAAGAUCAUACAGUUUUAUCUUGAGAGGGAAAAUCUUAUUUCAAAAACCUUUUAUAUGAAUUUCCUUCAUAUUUCUUCAGGCGCUUUGAAGCAGUGGUUGAUAUUAACAGAGAAAGUGUGGUAUCAGCUGAGAAUGCCUUCUUCAGAGUGUAUAAUAAUUGUGAAGCCAAAAAGGGGCUCUUUUAAUUCCCAGUAUGUGUAAACUUCUGGUUUCUAAGUCCAAUGUUGUGAACAACAUUUUAACCUAAUACUCUUUAUAACCAGCUUUUCUUUUAAAAGCCCCUUGGUGUCACUUACUUUAUGGGUUUUGCUGGGUUUGACAUAGUAAGUACUCUGAGAUGACAUACAUGCUUUUUUUGAAAGCUGAUUGUCAUGAGUUACCGUAGUGAGUUCGUUCCUCCUGUUUACUAAAGUACCUGCACAAAAUGCACCAAAACCUGGAGCAGUACUUUCAUGUAAAUGUUCAUGAGUUUGUUAUCGGUAAUAUAAUUGUUGAUCCACUCAUACUUUGUGCAAUAAUGUAUAUGAAGAUUGAGUUAUCAAUUAAAAACUUCGGCCUCUUUGUGGUCCUAAAAA
Chinchilla lanigera (long-tailed chinchilla) is the source of this 2084-nucleotide messenger RNA. It is a transcript of the gene Isca1, whose product is annotated as iron-sulfur cluster assembly 1. Gene Ontology annotation, molecular function: 2 iron, 2 sulfur cluster binding. Gene Ontology annotation, biological process: iron-sulfur cluster assembly. Gene Ontology annotation, cellular component: mitochondrion; cytoplasm. The transcript has 4 exons. The record is from RefSeq and is a predicted model, not a curated record. Bases 97 to 486 code for a protein of 129 amino acids. Lineage: Eukaryota; Metazoa; Chordata; Mammalia; Rodentia; Chinchillidae.